Anolis sagrei ordinatus is the source of this 916-nucleotide messenger RNA. Its product is annotated as dual specificity protein phosphatase 13B-like. Gene Ontology annotation, molecular function: protein tyrosine/serine/threonine phosphatase activity; MAP kinase phosphatase activity. The record is from RefSeq and is a predicted model, not a curated record. Gene Ontology annotation, cellular component: cytoplasm. Gene Ontology annotation, biological process: protein dephosphorylation; negative regulation of MAPK cascade. Lineage: Eukaryota; Metazoa; Chordata; Lepidosauria; Squamata; Anolidae.
CCCUGCUCUUUGUUCUGCCUUUCCCCUGCUGUCUGUGUUGCAGGAGGAGAAACAGUAAAUCCCAGGCGUACUUUGAAACACAGAAUGUCUUGGGAUUCUCUGCAUGGUGAUGAUUUGCGGCGCCCCAGAAUACGAGCAGCUUCAACCCCCACUUCCAGCAGCCAGACAGGAUCUGAGACACCAGAACUGGGAGCGCUCCAGCGCAUGCUGUGGACACCCAUACCCUUACAUGGCAAUGUCAAUGAAGUCUGGCCUAAUCUCUAUAUUGGAGAUCUAUAUAUAGCCCGUAACAUAGAACAGCUUCGUCAAAUGGGAAUCACCCAUAUUGUGAAUGCUGCUGCUGGAAGGUUUCACAUUGACACCGGAGCCAAAUUCUAUAAAGACCUGCCAGUGGACUACUUUGGAGUUGAAGCAGAUGAUGAUCCAAAGUUCAAUCUCAGUAUUUACUUCCACUCAACUGCUAAAUAUAUCCGAGCAGCACUGAACACACCAAAAGGUAAAGUAUUAGUCCACUGCGCCAUGGGCAUAAGUCGCUCAGCAACCCUUGUGCUUGCCUUCUUGAUGAUCUGUGAAAACAUGACCCUUGUGGACGCCCUAAAGUCUGUGCGGGAACACAGAGGGGUCUGUCCAAACUCUGGUUUCCUCAGCCAGCUUCGGGAUCUUGACAUCCAACUUGCAAGAGAAAGGGGGAGAAAGAGCUGAUCCCUUGAAACUUUCAGUGAAGGAUAUUUAUGCUGUGAUUCAAGCCUAAGGAAAAAAGUCAGGAAGACAACAUCUCAAGAGAGCAUCUGAACUCUGGCUCUGUGUGCUAGUAAAUAUUUCUGGGUAGCGAAAUGAAAAAUAGUUGUGUAUUUCUUUGAUGUUCACAGCUCAUUUGAGAUUAAAGGAGUGCCAGAAACCUGGCAUACAUAUGUGA